Ananas comosus (pineapple) is the source of this 2699-nucleotide messenger RNA. RefSeq lists its product as uncharacterized. The coding region runs from base 422 to 2404 and encodes 660 amino acids. The transcript is spliced from 5 exons. The record is from RefSeq and is a predicted model, not a curated record. Gene Ontology annotation, biological process: DNA transposition. Lineage: Eukaryota; Viridiplantae; Streptophyta; Magnoliopsida; Poales; Bromeliaceae. Gene Ontology annotation, molecular function: DNA binding; zinc ion binding; transposase activity.
GGCUUUUUAAUCUCUUCCAUUUAUUCCUUUUCUCUCUUUUUUUCUCUCAGCCUUAGGAGCAGAGUAGUGAAGAAAAGGCUUGAGGAGUUGAGGAAGUUCUGGCAGCUUGGAGGGCUGCGGAUUGAGGAUAAGAAAAGAAGCUGAUCCAAGUAAGAAAUCAGCUGAGGAAUUUUAGCUAGUAGCUGAAUAAACAAAGAAGAAGUGGGGCAGCCUUGUAGCUUGCUGGUUCAAGUAGAGAAGUUGAUCCGAGCUGAGGAAGGUUGAUGAAAUUGAUGCGUUAAGGGAUCUCCUUGCUGGUCCGAACUGAAAGGGAUUUCCUAGCAAGGAAUUCCUGCUGUUGGAGUUGCUGAACAACUUGGCUAGAGCAUCUAAAUUAAGGAGAGCCCUCAGGUGUUCCGCCCGCCCGAGGAGAGCGACAGUGAUGCAAGGAGUGCGCCCGCGAUCGAGAAGGUUUAGUGCUCGUCUUCCUCGGGCAACAACGAGGUUCAGAUCAACGAGUGAAAGUUUGAUACCAGAUAUGGAGGAGAAAGGUUUUUUUCAAGUGAAGUUCAAUUAUGCUGGGUAUUUUAAAACAGUAAAAACUGCAUGUGGAUUGAGAUAUUGUGAUGGUAAGAAGCAUUCGUUGAUGAUAGAUCUUGGUGGUUAUAAUCUGUUUGGGUGGCUACGGUUGGAAGGAGAUAUAUCUACAUCUGAACUGCGGAAGAGACUGCAACAAAAAUAUCACGUGGACUUGACCUACUCCAAGAUAUUUAGGGGAAAAGAAAUGGCAUUGUCUAAGAUUCAUGGGCAUUGGGAGUAUUCGUAUCAAAGAAUCUUUGAUUUUAAAGAGGAAAUUGUGAGAAGAAAUCUUGGCAGCCACGUGGAGGUAAAGCUGGAAGUGAUUAACGGAGAGUAUCAUUUUCAGCGAGUUUUUCUUGCAUUUGGUCCAUGCAUACAAGGAUUCCUCAAUGGAUGUAGACCUUACAUUGCAUUAGAUGGAUGCCAUCUCAAAGGAAAGCAUAGAGGAGUUUUGGUAUCGGCCACAAGUAUUGACGGAAACUCCUCAAUUUUUCCAGUAGCUUUUGGUGUUGUGGAGUCGGAGAACUCGAAUAGUUGGGAAUGGUUUCUUCAUGGGUUGAAGACAGCCAUAGGAGAUUUCGAAGGCCUUGUAUUCUCAUCAGAUAGACAAAAAGGCUUAGAUGAGGCCGUUCAAGUUGUAUAUCCAAGAGUUGAACAUAGAGAAUGCAUGCGCCAUCUUUAUGCCAAUUUCAAGAAAAAAUUUCGUGGGGACUGCUAUAGAGACUCACUGUGGGCUGCAGCAAGAGCAUAUACACCUAAUGUUUACGAAACUAGCAUCGCUAAGGUGUAUGAAACAAAUCCGAUGGCAUUUGAAUACUUGCGGCAAAACCACAGUUAUUUGUGGAGUCGAAGUAAAUUCGGAACCAUUGCUAAGUGUGAUUACUUGACUAACAAUAUAUUUGAAUCAUUCAACGCAUGGCUAUCUAAUGAUAGGCAUAGACCACUGAUUGAUAUGCUUGAUACUAUCCGCCAAAAAAUAAUGGUUAAGAUGGAGGAUAGAAGAAAUAGAGCAAGAAAAUGGGAUUCAGAAAUUGUACCAACGGUUCUCAAAUAUGUAAACAAUAUAAGCAAGGGUUUGGGUCAAUAUGAGGUGUUAUGGAGUGAUGAAUUUUCAGCAGAAGUUAUUGGACCGCAAUCAAGGUUUGAGGUGAGACUACAUGAUAUGCAGUGUAGCUGCAGGUUAUGGCAAGUGAAAGGUGUGCCAUGCAUUCAUGCAAUGUCAGUAAUAGGUAAAUUAAAACAUGAAAAGUGGGAAAAUUAUGUGCACCCAUAUUUUACGGUGGCCAAAUAUAAGGAGGCCUAUGCUAGUUCCAUUGCACCAUUACCCAGUUGUGAUCAAUGGGUAAAAAUUGAUAUCGGUCUUCGUGUAUUACCUCCUAUUUUAAAAAGGCCAGCUGGGAGACCUCGAAACAAGCGAAUUAGAGCAUCGGAUGAGAUGGCAAUCAGGAAGAGACAUCGAUGCAAAAGAUGCAAUAAGUUAGGCCACCGUGCAAAAACAUGCAAGAACCCUGUCGAUGUGAAUCAACAGGCUGCUGCAGGACCAUCUGAAGCAGCAAAUCAACAGCCUGCUGCAGGACCAUCUCAAGCAGCGAAUCAACAGCCUGCUGCAGCAGGGAAUCAACAGCCUACAGGACCACCACAAGUAGGUAAUCAGCACUCUAGAGCACCAAUUCAAGCAGAGAAUCAGCAAGCAGGGGAUCCGCACUCUGAACCACCAUCUCAAACAAGUAUUAGUAGUGGCAAAAGGCGUAGAGGAAAGAGGGUAGCAUCGAGAUCAAGACACUUACAGUCUCAAGAUGGAAGUACUAUUUCUGAAAUUGAUGCACUUGGUAGUCUAGAAAAUUAAGAUUUGGUUUAGACAAACAUGCAAUGGCAGUGAAAGCCUUAUUUUGGUAGAUUUGAAUGGAUGUAGUGACAGUCUUAUGUUGGUAGAUUUGAAUGUAUGUAGUGAUAGCCUUAUUUUGGUAGUUACUUGAACUGGUGGGUACUUGAAGUGCAAUCAGCCUCUGAAUGGUUGUAUGCAAUAUUUUGAUUUGAAUUUGGUCUACUUGAUGCUUGAAAGAGUGGGUGCUUGAAAUGGAACUUGAUGCAAUAACAAUUUUUGUACUGGUUUGAAACUUGAAUAGCAGUUGUUUUGGUUU